This is a messenger RNA of Chenopodium quinoa (quinoa), 1029 nucleotides long. RefSeq lists its product as uncharacterized. The record is from RefSeq and is a predicted model, not a curated record. Bases 1 to 1029 code for a protein of 342 amino acids. The transcript has a single exon. Lineage: Eukaryota; Viridiplantae; Streptophyta; Magnoliopsida; Caryophyllales; Amaranthaceae.
AUGGUUGAAGAGGGAUCAUUGAGUACUUGGGAUGAGGUGACUAGAGCUUUUCUUGGGAAGUAUUGCCCUCCCGAGAAAACCGCCGAAUUAAUAAGGAAGAUCACCAACUUCAACCAAGAGGUUGAUGAAACUUUGAGUGAGGCAUGGGAGCGGUUCAAAGAUUACACUAGAGCAUGCCCUCACCACGGUUUCACCUCAUGGAUCAUAGUGCAAAGCUUCUAUGAUGGUCUUACUCCUACCUCAAGGGCCAACCUUGAUUCGGGAGCCGGAGGUAGCCUUAAAAAGCUAUCGGUUGACGAGGCCUACAAAAUGAUUGAGGAAGUGGCUAAGCAUUAUGCUUAUGGAGGUGAUAAAAGGCAAGGUCAACCCAAGAAGGGCGGUAAGCAUGAUCUUGAAGCAAUAGAUCUUAUUGCUUCAAAGGUUGAUAUGUUAGCUCGAAAGCUAGAUCAAGUGAACAAUGUGCCCGGUAGCUCCUCCCCACAAGUCAUGUCUUGUGAGACUUGUGGAGGAAAUGACCACUUGGCAUCAUAUUGCAACACUACAACGGAGCAUGUAGCUUCACUUGGUAGGAAUGAUCCUUACUCCCAAACGUUUAACCAAGGUUGGAAACAACAUCCAAAUUUUGGGUGGAAACAACCCAAUCAAGCUCCCCCUCCUGAAAACAAUUACAACCAAGCUCCUCCUUACAAUCAACCCCCUCCACAACAACAAGCUCCCUAUCGCCACCCCAAUAAAAGAGACAAUGUCAAACAAAGACCCCAAUACAAUCAAGCCCCUCCUCCUCCAAAAUCCAACAUUGAAUCCGUUUUGGAAACCUUCAUGACCCAACAAAUCAAGAUCAAUGGGGAAGUUAGUAGCUCAAUUCAACAACUCCAAGCACACAACAAGAUGACUGAAAGUCAAUUAUCUCAAAUUGCACAACAAGUUGGGUGCACCUCUAACCCCGGUGGUCAAUUUCCAAGCACAACGGUAAUGAAUCCAAAAGCACAAGCAAAAUCAAUCACCUUGAUUAUGGAAGGGGGGGUAUGA